AUGGCUCUCUCGUGCUCUGAACGGCUUAAAACGCGUUGUUCUCCAACUCUUGGCCAGACAGAAGAGGUGAUCUCAAGUGACAGAAUUCAGGUAUUGGAAUUGCAGUCAGUUUCUUCACUCUCCAUGCAACGGCCCAAAUGGUCGCUCAGGCAUGCCAACCGUCGCCACAUGAACACCAUUUUAUGGGUUAAUUUAUCGGUCUCGGUCGCUACAGCGAGACGACCCGACAAUCUGGAACACGCACAGCAACAAGGCAUGGACAAUAAAACCGUUCACCCUCUGGCCAGUCGGGACUUGACGUGCCCGAAACCGCUUUCUUCUUUUAAGGCAAGAGAGAGAGAGAGAUAG
Protopolystoma xenopodis is the source of this 348-nucleotide messenger RNA. NCBI's taxonomy places the organism in Eukaryota, Metazoa, Platyhelminthes, Monogenea, Polystomatidea, Polystomatidae. The record is from the annotation of a GenBank genome assembly.